This is a messenger RNA of Penicillium brasilianum, 3853 nucleotides long. The record is from the annotation of a GenBank genome assembly. NCBI's taxonomy places the organism in Eukaryota, Fungi, Ascomycota, Eurotiomycetes, Eurotiales, Aspergillaceae.
GGGGUUUGGAGGGUUGCCAACUAAAUUCUAAUGCGACGCGGAAAGAGGCAACGGCGCUAAGAACCGAAGGGAAAAAAACACAUGGACGCUCAACCCUCCUGCCGGAACAUCCUUGCGCACGCCCAGACCAUUAUUACUACUACUUACUGAAUUGUGGAGCCAGAUAAUUCAGCUUCUCUCUAUAUACAUAUAUAGGAUCAUCCACCUAGGUGCCUAGCUCUGGGCCAAGGGCUCCUAUGGGGACAGCCUAGCAACGAUAUUCUUUAUAAACUCCCGACCCGGGUCACUUCCCCCCCCCCCAUUCUAUGGUGCUCCUUACCCCUGUACAGACGGGAGCACUAAACAACCACCGUCACAGCAACGACAUGAUGCGAAUGCACCGGUUCUGAAACAAUCUUAAGUUGCAAGACAUACGAUGGACAGGCCAUCCUUUCGUAGAGAACGCCGCUCUUAUGGAGCCACAGGCUGGCGAGGUACAGGCAGGUCCUUACCAUAUGAUCUGUCUCCUAGGCAAGUCACAUUCGUGGCAACGCCGGGCCUCCCAACUAACUGGUACCCCAGGCAUUCCAUAAGCCGUCUGCACUUGGACGAGUCGUCAUCUGAAGUGCCGACGGCCAAUCGCAUGUGCUCCUCAGCCAGCCUGUCACUCUCCACCGGGAGAAUCCCGGAUGACUGUACUGUGGAUACCUCCAGUAGUCAUGGAGCCCGAGUGUCGAAAGCAUCUUCACGCACGAAAUUAGCUCGUGCAGAGAGAUAUCAUCGCAGAGACAGCUCAAGAACAUUAAGAGAGCGGGAUCGAAGGGGAUCUACAUCCGCCUCGAACCAGCCUGCUAGCUUUGAAGAUACCAGUGCUGGGGUCCUGUCGAAAGAAUUGCCCACAGAAGAAUCGGAACUGACUCGAGAUUCUGAUUAUCAAACAUUAGAUGAGAUUGCGCGAGCGGGACUGCAGGGAUCCCAUUCAAACCCUGUGGUUUGUGAGACCUCGGUUGCUAAGAAAGGGGAUGGCGGUAGCGGCGGUCGUGCUGGGUAUGAAGAUGAGGAAAGGGCCGGAGAUAGGGACGAUGAUAUAAUGGAUAUCGAUGUGCCUCCACCUGAACACAGUUCAGGCAAUGAAUCCAAUCAUGAGCCCCCCGUUGACCAAUAUUCAUGUGAUACCUCCAGGGGGCCGUCGUCCGAGUCUCAGGACUCGGACACACCACCGAUGUUUAAGCAGUUUGAUACCAACGCGAUCACGGAAGAUCAAUUGAUCAACGAGGUGCGCAAUAUAUACGCCGGUCUGGUCAUGGUGGAAAAAAAGUGUAUUGAGGUCGACAAGCAACAAACAGAGUCCAAAGACGAAUUGUCAGGCACUCAAUACCAGGCACUGAUAUCUCUGCAUCGAACAUUACUUUAUGAACAUCACGACUUUUUUCUUGCAUCUCAACAUCCCUCUGCAAGUUCCGUGUUGAGGCUUCUUGCCGAGAAAUAUGCUAUGCCAGCGCGAAUGUGGAGAUACGGCAUUCAUUCGUUCUUGGAGCUGCUUCGACAAAAGCUGCCGGGCUCGUUGGAUUAUAUGCUGAACUUUAUCUACCUCGCGUAUUCAAUGAUGACAUUACUACUCGAAAGCGUCCCGGCAUUUCACGAGACCUGGAUUGAGUGUCUCGGAGACCUAGCACGAUAUCGCAUGGCCGUGGAAGAGUCUGAUAUGAGAGACCGGGAGGUCUGGGCUGGAGUCUCGCGAUAUUGGUACAAUCAAGACGCUCACCACAGCCCCGAAGUGGGCCGUAUCCAGCAUCACCUUGCAGUUUUAGCUCGUCCAGACGUGCUUCAGCAGCUGUUCCACUACACCAAGGCGCUAGUGAGUGUACGUCCUUUUCAUAAUGCGCGUGAGAGUGUGGUCCUCCUCUUCAGUCCGUAUAAUGGACAACACCAAGCCUUGAAUCAACAUACGAUGGUCACUGCGUUCAUUGCUACUCAUAGUGCUCUGUUCAACGAAUGGCCAGCUGACCAGUUUAUUACCUUGGCAAACCGCUUCUUGGUACUCCUGCGAGAAGAAGCUCGUCACCUGGGUCGUCAGGGUCAAACGGGAGUUUAUAUCAUGUCGUGUAAUUUCGCGUCUAUUUUUCAAUAUGGCGACUCUGAGGCUUUCAUGGCGCUGAAAUUUUCGCAGAAAAGUUAUGAAUCGGCAGCGGAAGCCUACGAAUCUGCAAUUAAUUGGACGUCAGGCUUGGACUUUAUCCCGGAAGCCAAGAGCAAGGAGGGUGGCGAGCCAACAGAUACUAGCGUCCAUCUUCCUCCAAUGGCCUUCCAAGGCACUGCUCUUGCCUUUCACACCCUCUCCGUUCUUCUCAACUACCUAGACGAUCCGAUUAUAUACCCCAGCGCACACAUCGCAUUUUCCUUCAUCUGGAGCCUAGCUCUACAUCCGCUCGCCAUGCAGGAAGUGGACAAAUUCAUUCCUUGGGUCAACAUCACGAGGUUCCUCAACAACCUCAUUGAUUCCGAUAUUGACUCCGUUGAAUUCGACAAGAUCGAAGAAGACACUUUCCCAAUGGGCGACGACGAAACCACACGACAAUUACCGGAGGAUUUUCACAUUCGCGGUCAAUCCUGGAGCACACUCUACUUUCCCGACGGAUUUUUCGAAGGAGCCCCUUCGGAGGACGACAGGCCUGUGAUUGAACCAGCUUCCACUGCCAUCCCUCGCAAGCACAGAUGCCUCUGGUUGGGCGUGCGAAUAGCAACGUUUGGUCGUUGGAUGAUAUACAACAAUCGCAGGUUCGACACAACCCCGCGCGCACUUAUGACUGCGGCGGUUGCGGAGACCUGUGGAGGCCUGAAUAGCAGUGUACCUGGACCUGGACCUUCUUUUGGAUAACACGACAUACGAGGCGCCUCAAGGUACAAUGACCCUCAACAGUCACUAUACGGCAGCCUCAGAACCGGGGAAGAAACGCGGGAUUUCUUCCCCAUGGAUCGCGGACUGGGCUAUUCGGAAACUGGUCGUAUUGGGUACAUCUCGGAGCAACGGAUUUUUCUUUCACCUUUCCUUAUAGAAAAGAUACAACCCUUGGAUAGAAUUUUAGUUCGGACGUGACUUACGACAGUUGAGACAAAACAGUGUCUAUCUUCGCCCGAAUGGAACGUGGACCAUGGAAGACCUCGCCCCGAGGUUUGGAGCCAAAUCCCACUGAAUCAUCCUGCGGAUUCGGUUCUGCCUAGAACCAGGACAUGACUUUGUGCAUUGUUUUUUUGAGUCCGUGACCCUUCCACUAGGAGCUUGCCGUGGAUACCAACCUGUUUGGAUGGAUGCCGUUCGAAGUUCGCGUUCCCGGCACACACACUCUGCCUGGAGCCGGAGCUGGCCAAAAGUUCAAUAUUGUGGUUUCCAUCGUGCUUGUCUCCCUGCCAGGACUGUAUAUGACCACGGGUUCAUCUGAAGUUUUCCGGGUCUGUGGCACGAUUGGAAGGCGUUUUGCACCCGCAAGAUGUCAUUCGGACCAUGGAUCUGCCGGGUUGGAGCAGCCAUUGCUCUGCUAUUAUAGGUACAUGGAUAUAGGGAAGAGCAGCAGCAGGCUCUUAUGACUCUUUUUUGUGGAAAGCAAGAGAUAUCUUUUGGUGAUGGUGAAUGCAAUAGAGAGAGAAGCCCGUGUACAUGUUCUCAUUUCCUUUAUCGUCUUUGGUUAUUCGCAAUGUCCGGCUCCCCUUGGAAGGAAGUGUUGUUCUCUAUCACCUAACCUGCUGCACUAGGACAUGAUUCUUAUACACGGCAUGACUACUUGAAGCACUUACAAGGUCGUUGCAUGAUCUUGAAUUAUGAAGUCGCUCCGUGAGCCGAUCUUAUGCUUCGUAUGGUAGGCCUCUUCUAUACCCG